AUGGGUGCCAAAUUCUCAACCUACAGACGACGAUCACAUAACUCUCACUCUCACAACUUUCACUUGCACAAUUCCAACUCGAAUUCACAAUCCCCUCAGUCGACACGACCUUCAAAUGAAAGCCUGAGCCCCAUUCAGUCCACCGAUAGUUCAAUAGUUCGUCAGGGACGUCACUUCCACAACACUCAACAAUCUACCUACUGGCUACCAAACGAUGAAGAAGAAAUGGAUAGACUUGUAGGCCAACACUUUGCAUUGAAAUCUCUUUUCAACGGAAAUUUUCUCGAUGAUCCAGAGAUCUCGGCUCUGUUUGAAAAUGGCUGUGAAAUCCUUGAUGUAGGAUGUGGACCAGGCACAUGGAUAAUGGAUGUUGCUACGGAUUUCCCUGCUUGUCAGUGUACAGGAAUUGACAUGAGUGAGGUGUUUCCAAAUAUCAUCCGACCUUCGAAUGUUUCAUUUCAGGGCGGAAAUGUUCUUGAACGUUUGCCUUUUCCAGACAAUACCUUUGAUCUCGUUAACAUACGGCUAUUUAUUUUGGCGCUGCGGAAAGAAGAGUGGCUUCAGGUAGUAAAGGAAAUAUUUCGGGUAUUAAAGCCUGGAGGUUUCAUCCAGUCAACAGAAUGCAGUAUGUUGGAUGUUGGAAACGAGUUUGUACUCCAUGUGGGAGCAGCUAUUAUUGAGGAAAUGAUCGAUCGAGGACAAGAACCACGAAUCCUAGGCCUCUUCCCAGAUGUGCUAAAAGAAGCCCAAUUUGAAAGAAUCACGCAAGACAAUAGGGUAGCUCAUCUGUCCAAACCUGAUCAUAUCAACCGUGAAUUCUUGUGGGAUAUGAUCAAUAUCUUCAAGAGCGCCCAAGCUUUCCUAAGCAAAAAACUUGAUAUCCCUGAAGAAAAAUACCCUGGAUUCUUACAGCAGGCCUACAAAGAGUGUCAAAAGAGCCCAGGUGCCGAGUGGGUAUUAGGAAUCACAGUUGGUCGAAAACCACAACUUUGA
Molecule: messenger RNA, 993 nt
Organism: Phycomyces blakesleeanus NRRL 1555(-)
Lineage: Eukaryota; Fungi; Mucoromycota; Mucoromycetes; Mucorales; Phycomycetaceae
Exons: 7
Coding region: 1-993 (330 amino acids)
Molecular function (GO): methyltransferase activity
Source: RefSeq, a predicted model, not a curated record